UUUUUCCUUUUUUUAAAUUUAUAGUUUGUUUCUUCUUCGUUUGUUUUUGAUAAUGUUGUUCAAUUUCUAGCCAUUUUUCCGGUAACAUUUUCAACUUUUGAUCUCACCCAAGAUCGAAACCCAACAGUCCAGUUUUUUUUAAGGUAAGGAAAAAAAAACCCCAACAAUGGCGCCGUCGUUUGGGUGGUGGGCAAAAGGCAGCCACAAAGGAACUCCGGUGGUUGUCAAAAUGGAAAACCCAAACUGGUCAAUGGAGGAGCUCCAAGCUCCGUCCGAAGACGAUUUCCUCGUCGGUAACACCCCGAAGGGUACUCGCGAAAAAGCGCGUGGCAAAAACGCCAAACAACUCACUUGGGUCCUCCUCUUAAAAGCCCACCGCGCCGCCGGUUGUUUAACCUCCAUUGCUUCCACAUUGGUCGCUGUCGGUUCCGCCGUCCGUCGUCGAGUCGCCUCCGGUCGAACCGACGCCGACGCCGACAACUGUUCCGCCAACGAAAAUACAACUGUUAAAACCAGGUUCUAUAGCUGCAUCAAAGUGUUCCUUUGGUUAUCGUUAUUGUUACUGGGUUUCGAGAUUGCCGCCUACUUUAAAGGCUGGCAUUUCGGUGCGCCGAAGCUACAAUUGCAGUACGUCUUUACGGCGCCGCUCGGCGUUAGGGAUUUCUUCGAUUCCUUGUACUCCCGUUGGGUUUUGAUUCGGGUCGAGUAUUUGGCACCUCCUCUUCAGUUUCUCGCAAAUGUCUGCAUUAUUCUCUUCAUUAUCCAAAGCUUGGAUAGAUUAAUCCUCUGUUUGGGUUGUUUUUGGAUCCGCUUCAAGAAAAUCAAGCCAAUUCCCAAACAAGUUGCUGUUGCAGAUCUUGAAUCUGGGGAUGAUGGGUUCUUCCCCAUGGUUCUUGUUCAGAUCCCUAUGUGUAAUGAAAAAGAGGUUUACCAGCAGUCGAUAGCUGCAGUGUGUAACUUGGACUGGCCGAAGUCGAAAAUUUUGAUUCAAGUUUUGGAUGAUUCCGAUGAUCCAACAACUCAGUUGCUUAUCAAAGAAGAGGUUCAUAAAUGGCAACAACAAGGUGUUCACAUUGUGUACCGGCAUCGUGUGAUUAGAGAUGGUUACAAAGCUGGUAAUCUUAAGUCUGCAAUGAGUUGUAGUUAUGUUAAAGACUAUGAAUUUGUUGCCAUUUUCGAUGCCGAUUUCCAGCCGAAUCCUGAUUUUCUUAAGCGAACUAUACCCCAUUUUAAGGAUAAUGAGGAUGUAGGAUUGGUUCAGGCAAGGUGGUCUUUUGUUAACAAGGAUGAAAAUUUGCUAACAAGAUUGCAAAACAUAAAUUUGUCGUUUCACUUCGAGGUUGAGCAACAAGUGAAUGGUGUUUUCACUAAUUUCUUCGGGUUCAACGGGACAGCUGGGGUUUGGAGGAUUAAGGCUUUGGAGGAUUCCGGUGGGUGGUUAGAGAGAACCACGGUUGAGGACAUGGAUAUCGCAGUUCGUGCCCAUCUUUGUGGAUGGAAGUUCAUUUUCCUCAAUGAUGUCGAGUGUCAGUGUGAACUUCCCGAAUCUUACGAAGCUUAUAGAAAACAACAGCAUCGAUGGCAUUCGGGACCAAUGCAAUUGUUCCGCCUCUGUUUGUCGGAUAUUAUCCAUGCUAAGAUUAGUGUGUGGAAGAAAUUCAAUAUGAUCUUUCUGUUCUUUCUGCUCCGAAAACUGAUCCUACCAUUUUAUUCAUUCACACUUUUCUGCAUAAUUCUCCCGAUGACGAUGUUCGUUCCUGAGGCUGAGCUUCCGGCAUGGAUUGUCUGUUACAUCCCCGCUGCAAUGUCAUUCCUCAACAUCCUUCCAGCCCCAAAAUCCUUCCCGUUCAUUGUUCCAUACCUUCUUUUCGAGAACACAAUGUCGGUGACAAAGUUCAAUGCAAUGAUCUCCGGUCUAUUCCAACUUGGCAGUGCAUAUGAGUGGGUCGUUACCAAAAAAUCCGGUCGGUCAUCCGAGGGUGAUCUUUUGUCCUUGGUCGAGAAACAACCGAAACAUCAGCGUGGGGUAUCAGAACCCAAUCUUGAUGAAUUGAAAACCGAACUUGAGCAAGAACAGAAGGCUAAGAAAAAGACGCAUAAUAGGAUAUAUAGGAAGGAGCUAGCACUUGCAUUCCUCCUUCUAACAGCUUCAGCUAGGAGCCUCCUUUCUGCACAGGGUAUCCAUUUCUAUUUCUUACUAUUUCAAGGGAUAUCUUUUCUUCUGGUCGGUCUGGACUUGAUCGGCGAGCAGGUCCUUUAAAAGUACAGAUUAGGAAGUUUGCAGGAAAACACAGCCGCCAUUGAGGAAAAUCGAAGCUGAGUAAAUCAUUGCCUGUAAAUGAAGUUUUAUGGGAGCUGAGGGUUCUUUUCACCGUCGUCUACACUUGGAUGAUAGUUCCUUCAAUGUCUACUGAAUACGAGAAGAAGAAUAGCCUGGAUUUGGACAUCAUAGGCACACUUGAAAAUCAUGAUACUCAUCAGUAUAUAUAAUGCUUUUCCCAUUUCUUUUUCCUUUGUUUUUUUUUAUCAAUUCUUUUUUAAGAAAAACAA
Molecule: messenger RNA, 2550 nt
Organism: Hibiscus syriacus
Lineage: Eukaryota; Viridiplantae; Streptophyta; Magnoliopsida; Malvales; Malvaceae
Product: probable xyloglucan glycosyltransferase 12
Exons: 5
Coding region: 167-2260 (697 amino acids)
Cellular component (GO): Golgi apparatus
Molecular function (GO): glycosyltransferase activity
Source: RefSeq, a predicted model, not a curated record